This is a messenger RNA of Orycteropus afer afer, 1005 nucleotides long. It is a transcript of the gene PSMG2, whose product is annotated as proteasome assembly chaperone 2. NCBI's taxonomy places the organism in Eukaryota, Metazoa, Chordata, Mammalia, Tubulidentata, Orycteropodidae. The record is from RefSeq and is a predicted model, not a curated record. Gene Ontology annotation, biological process: proteasome assembly. Gene Ontology annotation, cellular component: nucleus; cytosol.
GCCAUGUUUGUGCCCUGCGCGGACCCAGCGCCUGAGCUCACCGGCUUCACCUUCUUGAUGCCAGCAGUGUCCGUUGGAAAUGUUGGCCAACUUGCUAUAGAUCUGAUUAUUUCCACACUGAAUAUGUUUAAGGUUGGUUACUUCUAUACCGAUUGUCUUGUGCCGAUGGUUGGAAAUAAUCCAUAUGCAACCACAGAAGAAAACUCAACAGAACUCAGUAUAAAUGCUGAAGUGUACUCAUUGCCUUCAAGGAAGCUAGUGGCUCUUCAGUUAAGAUCCAUUUUUAUCAAGUAUAAAUCCAAGCCAUUCUGUGAAAAGCUACUUUCCUGGGUAAAGAGUAGUAACUGUGCCAGAGUUAUUGUUCUUUCAAGCAGUCAUUCGUAUCACCGCAAUGAUCUGCAGCUUUGCAGUACUCCCUUUCGCUACCUACUUACACCUUCCAUGCAAAAAAGUGUUCAGAAUAAAAUAAAUAGCCUUAACUGGGAAGAAAUGGAAAAAAGCCAGUGCAUUCCAGGAAUUGAAGAUUCUGAGUUAUGUGUCCGUAUCCCUGGAGGAGGUAUCACAAAAAUACUCUAUGAGGAAAGCUGUUCUAGAGAAAUCUCAAUGGCAGUUCUGCUGAAAUUUGUUUCUGAAGGAGACAAUAUCCCAGAUGCAUUAGGUCUUGUUGAGUAUCUUAAUGAAUGGCUUCAGAUCAUCAAACCACAUAUUGAUGGUCCCACAGCAUCUGCCUUGCCAUGGAAAAUACCAAGUUCUUGGAGAUUACUCUUUGGCAGUGGUCUUCCUCCUGCACUUUUCUGAUCUGGUUUCAGUUUUAUACCAUGUCUCAAGAUACUUACCACCAGUAAAACUGUUAAACAUCCUAUACAAAAAUUUGUACUAAUCAUGUAUUAAGAAAUAGUUAUUUUUAUAGAAAAUCUCUAAAAAAGGAUUAAUAAAAGGUCAUUUUUUCCAUACCUUUCAUCAUAUAAAACAAAUGUAGAUUUUGUAUAAUGUUCAAGUAAUUUU